GGGUUUCCGGGUGAAUAUAAGGUGAACGUCUUCUUGCGACACUGUGUCGCUGCAUGUGGCAUUCCGCCGCGGAAACAGCGUAGGUGUCCCGCCUUUCGGUUCCAGGAAUCCCGAACCCUUGUAUCGCUUCGCGAUUCCUUACCCUUUCUUUCCACGUUUGAGGAAUUCUCCCGACAUUUUCUUUCGCGGCUAACUCAGCAGGUUGUUGGUUGUUUCCGACCGUCUCUCUCCCCUGGCUGUCCAUCCGCACGCGUUCGACACUCUGAGCAGUCGCUGUUGUCUCGUUUCCUCGCCACAACCGCGGCAUGCAGCGGCACAUCUCCUCCCACCUUGUCUGUUCCAUUCGGUCUCGCUGAGUGUCAUGGUGCUUCGUCCGUACUCACUGUGUUUCUCUCUGUGUUACCUACAAAGAGGGUGAAGGGGAAGUUGAGGAACUUUCGCUGCUGCCUCUCCGUUAAGAGCGGCACCAGGGAGCCUCCUGGGCCGCACUUCAAGCGCGCGACUGGCUGGCCCCGACCUCCCGCAGCCGCGCUGUUCGGCUCGGCAUUUUCCAUUCGGCAAAAAACCAAGGACACGAGCCACGCUGCACAGAGAAAACACUCCCUAUGUGCCUGCCGGCGGAGAGUCAAUCCAAACCAGUGCGCCUCAGGUGUCGGAGCCGGUUCAGCAGCGAGUCCAUGCCCGGAGUGAAUCAUCUGCGGCCGCCAUGCAAGGGGUAAGCGCUUCCUCGUCUCUCUUCCUCCUUUCUUUUCAAGGGAGGGCAACUGACAACUCCCUCCAGUCCACAGCGUGGACGUGGACACUCCCGCACUAGGCUGAACGGCGCAGACGCUCUCCCGCCACUUUGGGUGUACGUACACCCCACCUCUGAGACCCAUUUGUCCGUGUCAGCACCUGCGAUCUCCGUGUCGACUUUGCUUUCUCAACAAGAGGCACGCGCCCGACCUCAAAUUCAUUUUUCUGCGACCGAACCUCUUUCCCCCGAAAGGCCUCUCGUCUGCAGCAGGUGUACCCUCUGCUUUCCGUCCUCGCCUCGUCCUCCAUUGCCUCGGGGUCCACGUCUUCGUGUCCAGCGCUGUUCACGUUUAAAUUUGCACGCGAAAUCUCAGCUUGGUGAAGGGAUGUUUUCAUUUGAAAUCCCCUGCGCUGCACCGCUGCACUGCUGCCGCACUCCUCCCGGCUGUCGGAUGGCCGGUCGCUUCUCGUCCACACUUUUCUUGCAGUCUCUUGCCAGCUUCCUGUUCGGCCACCGUUCCGACUUUUUAUCCAAUUUUUCCCCUCGCUCCCGAAACCUUUGUCAGAGCUGAACGGUGGCAUCUGAGCCCUACCUGGCUGAUUUUCCGAUCCGCCGCGGCCGUGCCUCAGUCUCUGGAAACAACAACUUCUGCCUCGAUCUCAGCGCCGUCUGAGCUCUAAAAAGCUGACCGGAAACUCCCCGGUCCCGCGGGCUCCCCUACCAGGGUCUGCCUUGCGUCUCAGUUUGCUCCCAUAAUGCUUUCGACUCUCUCCCGGUAGCCUCCAUGAUGAAGCUCUUUCAUUCCAUGCGGAAGCGGAUUCAUUCGAGCGAUAAGUUGCAGGCAAGCCGCCAGUCCUCGACAGGGUCCGCCAGCUCCGCAAGUUCCUCUUCUCCCCAGAUUUCUUCGCAGACGUCGGGACCAGCCACACCGUCGCAUGCGUCUUCGGGCCAUGUCGGAGACGCCGCGGCUUCCCUGGGCGGCGAUGGACCUUCCAGUUCGCUUGCCGCUUCGGGUGCGGCUUCCGGUCUCGGCGAAGCGGCCGCGCCUCCUCCUGGCGGAGGCACGCUGGGGAUCUCCGUCGCCCAUGCAGUUAGCGAAGGUUUUCUUCACGCAGACAGCACAAAAGGAAUCCCGGACGCGAGGCCCCGAACUGCGUACGUGGCGGGGAACCUCGGCGGUGGCUCUGCGAGUCUGACGACGCCGUUUGAAAUUCCGAAUUUCGACGACUUGCCGCCUCUGUUCGACGCCCCGCAGGCGGACCGGCCCGAGCUGUUCCGCAAGAAGCUGCUUGCAUGCACAUGCAUCUUCGACUUCAAUCUCCCCAACGUGCAUGUCAAGGAGAAGGAGGCGAAGCGCCAAACGCUUUUGGAAAUCGUUGAAUACGUCAACAACUCGCGACACUGCUUCAACGACCAGAAUCUCCCGGACGUCGUCAACAUGGUCUCCGCAAACAUUUUUCGCGCCCUGCCGCCGUCGCAUGCGUCAAAUUCCGCGACGUACGACCCCGAGGAAGAGGAGCCGACUCUCGAGAGUUCCUGGCCGCAUCUGCAAAUCGUCUACGAGUUUUUUCUCCGCUUCAUCGUCUCCAAUGAUGUAAAUCCGAAAGUGGCUCGAAAGUACAUCGACCAGCAGUUCGUCUUGCGCCUGCUCGAGCUCUUCAGUUCGGAAGACCCUCGCGAACGCGACUAUCUGAAAACGAUUCUCCACCGAAUCUACGGGAAAAUCAUGGCUCUCAGACUGUUUAUCCGCAAAUCGAUUCAACAAGUAUUUUUCCGUUUCAUCUACGAAGACGAGAGUCCGAACGGGAUCUCGGAAUUUCUGGAAAUCUUGGGCAGCAUCAUCAAUGGCUUCGCGCUGCCCCUGAAGGAAGAGCAUAAGUUGUUCCUCGAACGCGUCCUGGUCCCUCUCCACAAGGCUCGGUGUCUCAGUCCUUUUCACCAGCAACUCACCUACUGCAUGCAACAAUACGUGACGAAAGACAGCCGCCUCGCAGAGCCCAUCAUUCUCGGUCUCCUGCGCUUCUGGCCAGUCACCAAUGCGCCGAAAGUCGUUCUCUUCCUCAACGAAUUGGAGCAUAUUCUGCUGAACACGCAACCUCCGGAGUUCCAGAAGGUGAUGAAUCCGCUCUUUCGACGCCUCGCGGAGUGUAUCCAGUCGCCUCACUUCCAGGUAGCCGAGCGCGUUCUCUUCCUGUGGAACAACGAGCACAUCGUCAAACUUAUCAACCAGAACCGGCAGGUGAUUUUCCCGAUCGUCAUCGCUGCUCUGUUCAAGAACUCGCAAUACCACUGGAACUCGACUGUCCAUACACUGACCUACAACGUCUCCAAGCUUCUCGCCGAAGCGGACGCCCCUCUAUUUGAUGAGUGUUCCAACAAGCACAUCGCCGAAGAGGAAAAACGCAAGCAGCAAGAGGAAGAGCGGUCUCGGCGGUGGGAGGAGCUGAAGCAAGACAACGCGGAGAAAACUGGCGGGGAGGACGCGUUCUUGGUUCGCUUUUCCGCCGACGCGACUUUUUGAGUCUCCGCUCUUCGCGGGAGAAGGUGGUGCGCGUUCGACGUCUUCCUCAAAGUUUCUGACGGACUCGAGCGCGUCCGCCAGGUUUCUCCACCGAAGAAGUCGUUUCACCAUACAGAAACGAAGGCCAGGAAGAAGCCGUCGGAGCAAGACGGAGAAGUGAAUCUUUCCCCGGGAGACAGACUGAUGAUCGGAGAAAACGCGCCCGCGGAUCCUCUCCUCACGUAUAUGUGUACGCUGUCUAGACACGGAACGGCUCGCGUAUUUUGUGCAGGAGUACGACAUGCAAUUUCAGCCGUUGCACACCGGACACACGCUCACCGAGGUGGAAACGCGUGGAGAGAGAGGUCUGUGAAUGUUCACCAGUGAGGCAGCGAGGCGAAAGACUGUCGCCGGCCGGCCUCUGCAAAGUUGGAAACACGGAUUUGCUUGUCUGGGGCGCCCUGUCUUGUCUCUGAAUGUGAACCAACUGAGAAAGCGAUUUGUUUUUGACAGAAGGCGCAGCGAACUCGCCUGUCGUUCGUCAGGGCAUUUCGCGGUGGCAGACGGUCCGGGGGACCUGCCCUCACGUUUUCUCGUUUUCUCGGAUCCCGCACUCAGUUUCAAACUUCGCAGAUAGCCGCACACAAACACACUCACAGACACGCACACUUGGGUUAAGGCGACGUAGAUCGAUCGACCUGGCGGCGGGCAACGAAUGGUUACAAGGAUUUGCAGACAGUAAUGAGACAAACGUGGUUUGGGGGCUGUCUGGGGAGCUACCUUUGGAUUCAACCGGAGCUUUGAAGCUUUGAGAACGAGAAUUCGACGCUCGCGGACAGAAACUGUCCGGUUCCGGCGACGGAAACUGCGACGCACGAACUCCUCGGCUCUCCCUCUGGCCAGCAGUCAGGCGCACACGGUUGAAGCAGAUCGAAAGCAUCAAGCACACUGCUUGUUUCGCACCUGGUACGGGGAGGGAGGGGGGGGGAGCGUGUCAGCACGCAUGCAGAUACAUUUUGUGCUUUUGGUCGCUCAGCAGUCUCUUCGUCACUGUUUUACCGCGGCGGGUUCCGCAUCACAAGGCUCUUCGUUCUGUUGCAUGGAGUUGCCGAGCUCAGGCGAGGAAGCUCCAUUUCUAUGGGGAACUGUCGGUUCCUCUCAAAUCGUAGGGUGGAACAGCGCGUGAAGAAUCGUGGCGUUUCUCCAGGUCAAGCUCCUUUGCGCUUUCUUUUGCAUGCCACCGAUCCCAGACGUGUUUUCGUGGGGCGCCGUAGUGAAGCUACGAGAAUCUUGUCUAGAAUUUUUGCGGGCAAAGGCUGUUUCCCAGAGAGGGGAUCUCGGCGCCUGCCUCGCGAACAGGAACGAGACCGAUAAGUUUCCGAAGC
Toxoplasma gondii ME49 is the source of this 4621-nucleotide messenger RNA. Its product is annotated as protein phosphatase 2a regulatory b subunit (b56 family) protein. The coding region runs from base 1521 to 3257 and encodes 578 amino acids. NCBI's taxonomy places the organism in Eukaryota, Apicomplexa, Conoidasida, Eucoccidiorida, Sarcocystidae. The record is from RefSeq and is a predicted model, not a curated record. Gene Ontology annotation, cellular component: protein phosphatase type 2A complex. The transcript is spliced from 12 exons. Gene Ontology annotation, molecular function: protein phosphatase regulator activity. Gene Ontology annotation, biological process: signal transduction.